Pochonia chlamydosporia 170 is the source of this 1488-nucleotide messenger RNA. Its product is annotated as cytochrome P450. The transcript has 2 exons. Bases 1 to 1488 code for a protein of 495 amino acids. Lineage: Eukaryota; Fungi; Ascomycota; Sordariomycetes; Hypocreales; Clavicipitaceae. The record is from RefSeq and is a predicted model, not a curated record. Gene Ontology annotation, molecular function: heme binding; oxidoreductase activity, acting on paired donors, with incorporation or reduction of molecular oxygen; monooxygenase activity.
AUGCUGGGUCUCUGGGUCGUGUUUCUGUUUGCAUUUCCAUGCUGUAUUGUCGCCUACCUGACCUUCCUGCCAAAGUCCUUUCCUCGAAAUAUACCGGUGGCCGCUCUAUGGCCACAGAUAUAUGACACUAUUCGAGGGCUGUCAAGGGUGGAUUCAUACAACAGGCGAAUUCGUCCGCUCAUCGAGAAGCACGGCGCGGUGGCAUUCUGGCGACAUGGCCAGUGGACUGUCCUUGUUACCAAACCGGCAUACCUGGUCCAAAUAUUCAAGAAAACCGAUAGGACCUUGUCGAAAGCUGGGCAUUUCCAUAGACGACCAGGAAGUACAAACGCCAGGCUCUUCGGGGAGAACAUCUUCAAUUGCCGUGAAGACCUCCACUCUACCUUUUCCAAGAUCCUGAGGCCAGGGAUCUUGAGACCAGCACCAAUUGCGUCCAUGAAGGCUAAGACGCAACAGCUGGCAAUGCGGUUAUUGCGUGACCAGACAUCGGAGCAUGGUGGUGUCGGCACCUGCAUUCGAACAGCGGUGUGGACUUGGUCCAUCUCAUUGUACGGGGAAUAUUUUUUAGACACAGAGCUUGAUUCCCUAGAGUUUACCCGCUCAAGCGUUCAGCAGAUAUUACGAACACUCAACUGUAGCGUUAUUGGACGAUUCGAAUUUCUCUUUCCACUUCUACGCCAUUUGCCCUGGAAACCACACAUCCUGCAACGGACUGGUUCACAGUUACGCCAGCUUGAGCUGGAUUUGUUACAUGAGGUCGAACAGCGAAGAAAGAUGCCACCUUCGCCAUAUUCGGCAGAUAAGGUCAUCUAUCUCUUAGGCAGGGCAAAAGAUGAGACGGAAAUCUCCGAGUUCCAUUACCGUUCCAACCACAAACAGUUGUUUGUGGCUGGCCAUGAGAAUGUAGAGGCGGUAUUAGUUUCGGCCAUGUUGCAAUUAGCAAAACACCAAGACAUCCAGAGUCGCCUACGAUCGGCUGUGACACAGGAGUUCCCUGCCAAUUACUCUGUCGAGGACUUAGAUCGGCUUCCGUUGUUGCUGGCCGUCAUUUACGAGACUCUACGCCUUUAUCCGCCGCUGUGGACUUUGACUAACCGUAGAAGCUCAGAGCCGUUCAUCCUCGAGCCGGACAUCAUUAUUCCUCCAAACACCCUAGUGGGUUGGCAUGCAUAUGGCAUUCACACCGAUCCGCUUGAAUGGGGAGAAUCUGCAGGCCAAUUUAACCCCCUUCGAUGGGGUGCAAACUGCGCGGCGAUUAACCGAACUGUGCGUGCAAAGCAGACACAUGGAGCAUAUAUACCUUUUGGAAUGCAUUCAAGACGAUGCCUGGGCAGUGGCUACGCAUUGACCUUGCUCAAAGUUGCUCUCUGCGAGCUUCUACGGACCAUAGAAUGGAGUCUUCCUUCGGAAUACAAAAUGAGCUUCAGCAAUACUCCAGUAAUGCGUCCAGAUGACUGCGGCUUUGUUGUACGGAAGACAAUGUGCUAA